Quercus robur (English oak) is the source of this 2366-nucleotide messenger RNA. RefSeq names its product protein PECTIC ARABINOGALACTAN SYNTHESIS-RELATED. The transcript is spliced from 11 exons. Lineage: Eukaryota; Viridiplantae; Streptophyta; Magnoliopsida; Fagales; Fagaceae. Bases 257 to 1921 code for a protein of 554 amino acids. The record is from RefSeq and is a predicted model, not a curated record.
ACAUGGACUCCGUGUAACAAGGAAAAAGAACCUUCCACCACUCACAGACUAGCAAGUAUACAAUAACCCAACAAUUACACGAAGCCCCAAACCAAAACCAAAAUCUUUUAAAAAAAAACCAAAACCAAAACCAAAAAAAUCCAAAAUCCAAACAGAAAAAAGAAAGAAAGAAGCGGAAAAAAAGAAGAAGCCAAAACCCAAAAUACACAUACUCACAGAUAGAGAGAGAGAGCUGGAUUUCAGUCCGAGGCGAGCCAUGAUCGAGCUCAGGCACUCAAGCUCGAUCGGGCCUCGAGCCACUUCGUCGCCGAUGAAGCGCGACGGUGACUCUUCCCCUCUGAUUCCGGAGAACUAUCCCGACGACGACGAGGAUCGCGAUCGACAUUCCUCCAAAGAUCGCGACCGUCCGUUUUCAUGGUACAAUUUCCAUUCCUGGUGCCCCUUCUUCGGCGACGAUUCUAGGGUUUCUCCCUACAACUCCAGGAUCUCGCUUUGCUUGCUCUUCGUUCUCGUCCUCGCUGGCCUGAUUUCCGCUUUCUCGAUCGUCAACCAUUGGAAUGCCCCUUAUUUGUGUAAAAAAGAUGGCAUUGUUCUUCACUGCCCACUUGUCAAGGAAGGUCCCUCACUUUGGGAGAAUCCUUACUCAACAACCACAUCUUGGAAGCCUUGUGCUGAGCGCCGUGAUGGUGGAAUAUCAGAUCUUCCUCCUGAAAAUGAAACAAAUGGCUAUAUAUUCAUCCAUGCUGAAGGUGGUCUGAAUCAACAAAGAAUUGCUAUAUGCAAUGCAGUUGCAGUGGCUAAAAUAAUGAAUGCUACCUUAAUUUUGCCAGUGUUGAAGCAAGACCAGAUUUGGAAAGACCAAACGAAAUUUGAAGACAUCUUUGAUGUAGAUCAUUUCAUUGACUACCUGAAGCAUGAUGUGCGAAUCGUCCGUGAUAUCCCUGAUUGGUUUACUGACAAAUCAGAGCUUUUCACAAGUAUAAGACGGACGGUAAAAAACAUUCCUAAGUAUGCACCAGCACAAUUUUACAUUGAUAAUGUUCUGCCCCGAAUCAAGGAGAAGAAGAUAAUGGCACUUAAACCUUUUGUUGAUCGGCUUGGGUAUGACAAUGUUCCUCAAGAAAUCAACAGGCUAAGGUGCAGGGUGAAUUAUCAUGCUCUGAAAUUUCUUCCUGAGAUUGAGCAGAUGGCUGAUUCACUGGCAUCAAGGAUGAGAAACCGUACAGGCAGUUCAAAUCCUUACAUGGCUCUUCAUCUUCGGUUUGAAAAAGGGAUGGUAGGCCUAUCAUUCUGUGAUUUUGUGGGAACAAGGGAGGAGAAAGCGAAAAUGGCAGAAUAUAGAAAGAAGGAAUGGCCUAGACGUUAUAAGAAUGGUUCCCAUCUCUGGCAAUUGGCCCUGCAGAAGCGGAAGGAAGGACGAUGUCCUCUUGAGCCUGCAGAAGUGGCUGUGCUUCUCCGGGCAAUGGGCUAUCCUAAGGAAACUCAAAUUUAUGUAGCUUCAGGGCAGGUCUAUGGUGGACAUAACAGAAUGGCGCCCCUCAGGAACAUGUUCCCAAACCUGGUUACAAAAGAGGAGUUGGCGACUAAGGAGGAGUUGGCUGGUUUCAGGAAGCAUGUUACAAGCUUAGCAGCCCUAGACUUCUUGGUCUGCUUGAAGUCUGAUGUAUUUGUGAUGACCCAUGGAGGCAACUUUGCUAAACUGAUAAUUGGGGCACGCAGAUACAUGGGUCACAGUCAAAAAUCUAUAAAACCGGAUAAGGGGCUUAUGUCUAAAUCUUUUGGAGACCCUUACAUGGGAUGGGCUAACUUUGUAGAGGAUGUGGUUGUUACCCAUCAGACACGGACUGGAUUGCCGGAAGAGACCUUUCCCAACUAUGACCUCUGGGAGAACCCUCUGACUCCUUGCAUGUGUAAAGCCUGACCACAGGGAUUUAUAUACACGAAUGUUUCUCACUGAGAUUUAUUUGGAGUAUCUCCAAUAACCUAAAACAUUCUCGAUCGAAAAUUGGAGACUUAUCCCACCCCUAAAGAAAAGUCUGCACGGAGUGGCUAAUACAGUUUUGAGGUGGGAGACUUACAAUAUGCAUUGGAGGUACAGUGGCCUGCAGGAGAGAAGUUUUAACAGAAUCUUUUGGGGGCUCUCAUUGUAAGAUCGUUGGUUAUAUCCUCUUUUAAGAGAUGCGGCAGUUUUGACUUCAGAACGUUGUAUAAUUUUUUUACCAGUUUUUGGUACAAAAACACUAGAUAAUUUCUAAUGUAUCAUUUGAAAUCGUGUAAAUUUUAAGUUUAGCGUGACAGAUGUCCUUUACUAAUGCAAUUCUUGCAAGUGAAAAUGAACAGACAAUCCAAAGCAACUUGUUAAUUCA